AAAAAUUGAUGCAACCGCACACCGCAAGUACACUCGCCUGUUCUUCUCUUACCAAAGCGGCGAAUCCAUCCAUGGCCGAUCGCUACUUCCCCAACGAGAUGCCCGACUUCGUCGAAGAAGAACACGAGCAAGCUUCCAUUUCGCAGUCCACUCUCCACGGCCUCCUCCGCCUUCCCUACCCCAAGUUAGCCGACAAAUUCCUCGAAGCCGCGCUCGAUCUCAAAGAGAAGGUCGUGAAGCGGACGUGGUUGCGUGCCGGGCGGCAAGUGAGGGAUUUCACGCUCUACACCGGCGCCCUAGGAACGGCGCUGCUGCUCUUCAAGGCGUACCGGGUUACUAACAGCAAGAGCGACCUUGGUCUCUGCGGCGAGAUCAUUAGGGCUUGUGACGCUGCUUCCGCUGGAUCAAGCAGGCAUGUGACCUUCAUAUGUGGGCGGGCGGGAGUGUGCGCGCUCGGUGCUGUGGUUGCGAAGCAUGUUGGAGACGAUGUGCUGCUCCGCCAUUAUUUGAACUCGUUUAGGGAGAUAAAGUUGCGUGAUGUUCCUAAUGAACUUCUGUAUGGAAAAGUUGGCUAUUUGUGGGCAUGCUCUUUCCUGAACAAGCACAUUGGUGAGAAUACAAUACCGUCAACAGACAUGAGUGCUAUAGCUAACGAAAUCAUCUCCGAUGGGAAAAGAUUAUCCAACAAAAGCAGUUGCCCUCUGAUGUACGAGUGGCAUGGGAAGAAAUACUGGGGUGCAGCCCAUGGGCUUGCGGGAAUCAUGCAUGUCCUGAUGGACAUGGAUCUGAAUCCAGAAGAUAGGAAAUGCAUCAAAACCACGUUGAACUACAUGAUACAACACCGUUUCCAAAGUGGGAAUUAUCCCUCCAGCCAAGGAUCUGAGUCUGAUCGGUUGGUGCAUUGGUGUCAUGGUGCUCCAGGUGUCGCUGUUACCCUGACCAAAGCAGCUCAGGUUUUCCAAGACGAGCAGUUUUUGCAAGCUGAAGAAGAGGCGGCUGCCAUCGUGUGGCGGAGAGGCCUGCUGAAGAGAGUUGGCAUUUGCCAUGGCAUUAGUGGCAAUGCUUAUGUCUUCCUCUCAUUGUAUCGGCAUACCAGGAGGGUCGAAUAUUUGUACCAGGCUAAAGCAUUUGCUUGCUUUCUGCUGGACAAAGCUAACCAGUUGAUUGAAGAUGGGACAAUGCACACUGGUGAUCGGCCAUAUUCAUUGUUCGAAGGGCAAGCAGGCAUGGCAUAUCUCUUUUUUGACAUGAUCGAACCUUCUGAAUCCAGGUUCCCAGCUUAUGAGCUUUAAACUUUGGCAUAGUAAACUAGAGGCUAAGGUGUACAUAUUGUAUGACUGUUUAAAGCUGAUUGCUCUUGUGAGAACCGGUUUAGUCAACAAGUUUAAGUGUUGUGUACA
Zingiber officinale is the source of this 1400-nucleotide messenger RNA. RefSeq names its product lanC-like protein GCL2. NCBI's taxonomy places the organism in Eukaryota, Viridiplantae, Streptophyta, Magnoliopsida, Zingiberales, Zingiberaceae. The transcript has 6 exons. The record is from RefSeq and is a predicted model, not a curated record. Bases 9 to 1292 code for a protein of 427 amino acids. Gene Ontology annotation, biological process: carbohydrate metabolic process; peptide modification. Gene Ontology annotation, cellular component: plasma membrane.